CAUGGCCUACUGCAUGACUGCUAUUUGCGUUCAAUGAAAAAAAGUGACGUGUAGUGGAUGGAUACGAUUACCAAUCCAUUGUGAGGAUUUCGCAAGAGAGUUGGGUGAAUUCCUGAAAUGAGGACAGUUUGUGGAACUGUUAGUGCUUAAAUCCUUCAUUUCUAGCUGAUCAAGUUUAGCUGAAUGUGCCAAAAUGAUCGUGCUCGUGAAAAAGCCUGAUCAGAGCAUCUGUGAGAUCGAAGUUAACCCCAAAUCGCUGGGACAAGAAUGCCUCGAUCAGGUCUGUCAGAAACUAGGAACGAUUGAGAGUGACUACUUUGGGUUGCAGUUUACGAGGAAAAACGGUGGUGACCCAAUGUGGCUGAACCUACGAAACCCGAUCAACUCUCAGGUGACCGGUUCGUCACCUCUUCGACUGCAGCUUCGUGUCAAAUUUCAUGUACAGCCACAUUUAGUCCAGCAAGAAGUUACGAGACGGCUGUUCUUCCAAGAUCUGAAAUUAGACCUUGUCAACGGCAAACUCAUCGCCUCGGUCAAGGAAACAGCUCGUCUCGCCGCCCUGCUAGCCCAGGCCGAGCAAGGCAACUACAACCCACACAGCCAGCACUACGCCAGCCUUCCAGACACUUGCUGUAAUGAUGACUUCAUCACGCAGGUCAUGGCGGAGCACAUCAGGCUGCGCGGUAUGAAACAGUCCCAGGCCGAGCACAAGUUCUUCCAGGAGGUGGCGGCACUGGAGAGUUACGGAGUGGAGCUCUACGACGCGAAGGAUACCAACGGAAGGAGUGUCUUGUUUGGCGUCGGCCCACACGGUAUUCAUCUGUACAGCACCGAGCCCAAGAUGGAAUGCCUCGAAAGAAUUGGUCUUGAUCUGAUGUUGAAGGAGUCACUUAACGGCAAGUGCUUCAGCGUGACCUAUCCACACGAAGUCAACGGCGAGUUGUCUCCAGUCACCACGUCAGUCAAACUUCAGAGCAAAGAGGCCGCAGAGGCACUGUACCGAGCCAUCACGGAGAAACACGAAUUCUUCAUCUGCGAUACGGUCCAGAAGGAGAUCCGAUCGGAGUGCGUGCGCGACUUCAAGGGGACCCUGGCCUCCAUCUUCACUGAGAAUACCGAAUACGGCAAGAAGUUCAUGUUUGACGUGCAGCGCACUUGGAAAGAGGUGUAUGACCACACCAGAAGAACGUUGCAUCGUGCCGGGGCUACUGUGACCAAGAGUCCAUUCACGGACCCUGCAGAGCAGGAGGAAGCAGCCUGUGCAAUGACCGGCGUGGACGAAGAAUCCAGUGUUAAAGUCCUACAGAACAAACUGGAGACAAUCACGAACGGUUUCACCUGCAAGGUGUGCAUGGCCACCCGUCUGGAUACAGCCUUCUUCCCUUGUGGUCACCUGUUGUGUGGGGCCUGCGCUGAACAGGUGGAGGUUUGUCCUCACUGUAGGGGACCGAUCCAACAGAGACUUCGCAUCUUCUUGUCAAUUGAGUCCCUCUCUGAUGAGUGUCCAAUCCAAGUCGAAUGAUUCGGCCACAACUCAGCUUGACACUCAUAUCAUACAUUACCUACUUUUGUUCAUGUUUACAUGUAGUUGACUCUCAUUAAUUCAAACUCUGUUACAACAUUUUGGUGAUAAUGAACAUAAACUGAACAAUAAAUUCUCGGUCCCGAUCGUGCAUGUUUAGGCGCUCCUGUGAAUAUAUAAUUCAGAUAAAACAAAAAUGAACAGUUUCGGCUGAGUUUGUUUGAAUGCGAGUUAACUGUAUGCUUUUUUAUUGUUCAGUCUCAGGCAUACUUGCUUCAGUUUGAAUCCAGCAACAGGAUUUCAUUUGGUAGCUUUCAUUAAUGAAUACAUGAGCAGUUUAGCUUAGGAGUGCAAUAUACGCUUUUUGUCUGAAGUCUAAAAUAUCUGUUUGUGAAAGAAGUUUUUCAAUGUCACAAGGUACCAUGGUGUCAAAACUUUUCUGUUCCAUGUGCCUGCAUCUUUUUGUUUCUGAAAAAAAAUGUGGGUUUUUUUCCCCUUCAAAUUUUAAAGAUGCGUUUUAAUGAGUUAUUCGUAGAAAACGGUGUAAUGUACAUUUGUUGGAUCUGAACUCUACAGAUUAUUUAAGUGUCAUUACAACUUGUGGAAGCAAACUUAAUUUCCAAACAUUAAGUUCUGUCAUUGAUCUGACAAAGUUUGGAAAGUUUGUAUUUUAGUUGCUGUAUGUGAAUAUUUUUUUCUGAAGGCUGGAGUCUGUCUAUUGUGCAUUGGCAGUGUGUGAAGGAUCAUACGUGAACACGACAGCAACACCCAUUGAAAAUGGGGUUCGUCUGAUAAAACGUCAUAAUUCAUGGCCAACAUUAAACUCACAAUAAUACAACAACUUUUAAGUAUUUUUCAGAAUUUGAAAGGUGUCACAUUUGCGAAAUAACUCCUGUCCGCCAAUUGCACAAUGGACUGUCUGAAAUCAACCCACCUUAUUUAUAAUGCCUUUUUUUUAAUCAAAGGUCUGUGUACAAAGUGAAAAACAGUAUUAAUAACAAAAUCUCCUGAAGGUUUCUGAAUACUUGAAUCUCUUCAUAAUUUUUUUGUUGUCAAAAUUAAUGAGGUUUUAGUUUGUCAAAAUUGCCAAAAAAAAAUAUCAUUGUUUCUGUUUUGUAAUUUGUAGUUUUUGCUCGGUGUUGUUUGUAACGUUUGUAAUUAGCUAUUUUUUCAUAUUUAUUGACAGAUCAAAUCUGUUUACAUAUCUUUGAAGUGUACAUCUGACUAUUCACAAAAUGGCGAACAAAAGAUACAUGUAACAUCUUUUGUGCCGUGCUACUUUCUUAGAAAGUUUUGUUACUGAAGAUCUUUCUUUUCCUUUAUUUUUAGUUCUUGUCUGUAUAGAUUUUUGGAUCAGUUGUAAGGUUUGCUAUGUUGUAAUGUGGUUUUGAAAACAUUCUUACAUGUACGCAACUAUCGGGUGUUUGUAAAAAGUAAUUUAUUUGGGAGAAAAAAGUUGUUAAAAAAAUUACUUUAACACGUCACAUAUACUUGUUUCUUGCCCUAUUAUUUUCUUUCCCCCCCCCCCCCCCCCACCCCGACCCAUUACGACUACUUAGAUUGGCAAAAGUCACAUUGCUGAAGCUCUGGUAUCACAACACCUUGUCUACUCAUAUAUGUGAUUGUGAUACAUGAUACUACAUUUUGUUAGUCGUUCUGUGUCAGCAGACAAUGAAACAAUCAGUUCAUGUUAUUCAUCAUUUAUCUUAUAUCAAUGCAAUUUAUGAAACUAGCAAUGCAGUAAAACCCUUUCCUACUUGUUAUUUUUUUUUAAAUAUAUGUUGUAACUAUUUAAAAAUCUUUUUGAAAGUCACAUGAACAUAUUUGCAUUUUUGUGUGUGUGCGUGUUUUCCAGAACUACUCAAGGUCGUACAUAUUUAUUAAAAAAACCAACAAUUUCUUUAUAGCAGUUAAAUGAGGAAAUUUCUUUUCAGAUCAUAUCUGUGACGCUUUGUGAUUCCAUGUAAUCGUUAAAGUAGGUUAUAAAGUCAUAUUUUGUAUUGUAUAACAUUGUUUUACCCAGAAAAGAAGACAUGUUGUAAAUGUAAAAAGGAACGUGUAUUUAGGUAAUUAACUUUCAAGAUUUUAGAAGAGUCACAGUUUCGUUUAGCCCUCAAAUGAAUUCGUUGCAAAUUAUUCAUGUGCACUUGCACAUUGCUUGUGCUUUGAAGUACUUUUGCAUACAUUCAGAAGUAGAAUUCAUCAAUAGUUUUUGUCUUAUAAAGUGAGAUGCUAAUUAGACCCAAUUUUUGGAUUAUGUAGGAAAUUCCUCUUUUGUCAUGUGAACGUGUUUAUGUUUGAAGCGUCAGGUAAAGCAGUAUUAGUUCACAGAUUAAAUUUUGUUACUAAGUGUUUAAUUCAUUCCAGAAAAAUGUUGGUUCUUUUUAGGGAAUGGGGAAAAGGCCACUGAAUUUACCCUGUUCCAAUGUUCCAAUUUGUUUGAAUGUCUUCUCUUCAAAGGUAUUUUUAAGAUGUUUUUAUUUUACCUCAAACAUGUUACUCUGGAUAUGCACCGGGUGUGUUAUUUUGAAUAAUUAAGUCAAAAUGUUGACAUCACUUGCGUUAAAUCCAAUUUACAAAUCUUUUAAUGACAUUAAGUGUCGGAUGAAGCAUGUACAAGUUGCAAACGUGAUCUUGCUCUUAGUAGUCUCACUUAGUUUACCUUCGGAUGAACUCUUUGAUCGUUAAGUUGAAGGUCUUUAACACAAUAUACUUGCAUAGAAUCAUGAGCAUGCUUCGAACAUUGAAUAUAAUUAGUAGAUGGUUUAUUAGCAUAUGUGACAACGUCUGGUUGUCCCCAAUUAGCAUGAGAGACUAUUUUAAAGAUCAAUCUAUAUGCUGGCAUAUUGUUAUAGAUAGUCCCAUGUGGGAAGUUGGUUUUAGUUUUUAUGCCGUAAUUUUAUCAAACUUCAUGUCAUAAUAUUGUCUUUUAGUUCAUUAUAUGUUGUUGGAUUCUGAAAGCAGGAAGUGGAGGAUGACUCUCAACUCGUCAUAAAAAUAUUUUGUAGCUUUGUCAGUAAAAUGAAAUAAACAAUUGUACCAAGUACAGAAAAUAGA
Molecule: messenger RNA, 4579 nt
Organism: Patiria miniata (bat star)
Lineage: Eukaryota; Metazoa; Echinodermata; Asteroidea; Valvatida; Asterinidae
Gene: mylip
Product: E3 ubiquitin-protein ligase MYLIP-like
Exons: 4
Coding region: 194-1522 (442 amino acids)
Biological process (GO): ubiquitin-dependent protein catabolic process
Cellular component (GO): cytoskeleton
Molecular function (GO): ubiquitin-protein transferase activity; cytoskeletal protein binding
Source: RefSeq, a predicted model, not a curated record